Messenger RNA from Canis lupus familiaris (dog), 467 nucleotides. It is a transcript of the gene H4C11, whose product is annotated as H4 clustered histone 11. Gene Ontology annotation, biological process: nucleosome assembly. Gene Ontology annotation, cellular component: nucleosome. The transcript has 3 exons. NCBI's taxonomy places the organism in Eukaryota, Metazoa, Chordata, Mammalia, Carnivora, Canidae. Gene Ontology annotation, molecular function: DNA binding; structural constituent of chromatin; protein heterodimerization activity. The coding region runs from base 1 to 444 and encodes 147 amino acids. The record is from RefSeq and is a predicted model, not a curated record.
AUGGCCAACCGGCUCUUUUUAGAGCCGUCCACACUUACUAAGAAAGCUGUUCCGCUGCUCGGAUUCGGCCACAUGACAGUGAAUGUAUAUGCACAACAGUUAUUGCUGGCACAGGCGAAUGUGUCUCUCAGCUCGUUGGGUCGCGGCAAGGGCGGGAAGGGGCUGGGCAAGGGCGGCGCCAAGCGCCACCGCAAGGUGCUGCGCGACAACAUCCAGGGCAUCACCAAGCCCGCCAUCCGGCGGCUGGCCCGGCGCGGCGGCGUCAAGCGCAUCUCGGGCCUCAUCUACGAGGAGACCCGCGGGGUGCUCAAGGUGUUCCUGGAGAACGUGAUCCGGGACGCCGUCACCUACACGGAGCACGCCAAGCGCAAGACGGUCACGGCCAUGGACGUGGUCUACGCGCUCAAGCGCCAGGGCCGCACCCUCUACGGCUUCGGCGGCUGAGCUCCGGACCGUUGUCCUCCCUA